AUGCAUAAGAGCACAUCCUCUUCAUCCCUCGGCCCCGGCGGCCUCGACUUGAGCCCAGCCUUCUUCAAGCCAAUCACCAAUGCCGCGCCUCCGUCUUCCACCAAACGCCACACUAAAAUCUCAGUGGUCGGGGUGGGGAACGUCGGAAUGGCCAUAGCCCAGACUAUACUCACUCAAGACCUCACUGAUGAGCUCGCCCUGGUCGAUGCCAUACCCGAAAAGCUCCGCGGUGAAAUGCUCGACCUCCAGCACGCCGCUGCCUUCCUCCCACGCACAAAAAUUCAAGCUUCCCUCGACUACUCCAUAACUUCCGGAUCCGACCUCUGCAUCAUCACAGCCGGUAUCCGGCAGAAUCCAGGGGAGACCAGGCUGAAUCUUCUUGAGAGAAACUUGGCUUUGUAUAGAAAUAUUGUGCCUCCGUUGGCUAAAUACUCUCCCGACUGUAUACUCUUGGUUGUUUCGAAUCCAGUCGAUCUACUGACGUAUGUUGCAUGGAAGCUUUCUGGGUUUCCGGUUAACCGGGUCAUCGGGUCGGGCACCAAUUUGGACUCUUCAAGGUUUCGGUUUUUGAUAGCGGAUCAUCUUGAUGUCAAUGCACAGGACGUGCAGGCUUACAUUGUUGGAGAGCAUGGGGACAGUUCAGUGGCACUAUGGUCAAGCAUAAGUGUAGGAGGAGUUCCAGUCCUUAGCUUCUUAGAAAGACAGCAAAUUGCCUAUGAAAAGGAAACUUUAGAAAAAAUUCACAAAGAAGUUGUACAAAGUGCAUAUGAAGUUAUAAACCUCAAAGGUUACACAUCAUGGGCCAUUGGGUAUUCUGUGGCUAGCCUGGCUAGGACCAUACUCAGGGAUCAGAGAAGGGUUCACCCCGUCUCAGUUCUUGCAAAGGGAUUUUACGGAAUCGAUGAUGGUGAAGUUUUUCUCAGCUUGCCGGCGCAGCUUGGUCGGAGCGGUGUCUUGGGAAUCACCAAUGUGCACCUUACCAAUGAGGAGGCAGAGCGGCUUAGGGACUCGGCUAAGACUAUUUUGGAAGUGCAAGGCCAGUUGAAAAUUUGA
Fraxinus pennsylvanica is the source of this 1053-nucleotide messenger RNA. The record is from the annotation of a GenBank genome assembly. NCBI's taxonomy places the organism in Eukaryota, Viridiplantae, Streptophyta, Magnoliopsida, Lamiales, Oleaceae.